AUGCGUAGCACCCCCCAACCGCCCCGUAAUGUUAUCUCAGCACUUGCCGAGGAACAAAAAGCGCCUUUGAACUCUCGUUUUUUAUUCGACGUAACAUACACUUCAAGGAUGACAAAAUAGUACUUUGCGAGCAAACGUGUUGCUUUUUUUUGCGGAAACACGCUGAAGUGGCGCGUGUUGAUACUGUUUUAUGAGUGUUUAGGGGUGGUUUUUGAUAUUAUUUCAAAAAAAUUUUAUUUUUUUCUUUAAUUGCUAUAUAGAGCUAGCUAAAAAGGGCAAAAUGUAAAAAAAAAUUAGGAGCCUAUUUUGGUAUUUUUUUUUAAAUUUGAUUUUGUAAAAAAUUUUAAGAUUCAGGCUUGCGGGCAGGUGGCUUUUUUAGCAAAACAAGGCUAAGCGCUUAUGUUUUAAAAGUAAGUCCGUAAGGUUAGAUUAGGACCGUACUAGCCUAAACGAAAAAAAGCAAAGAAGCAAAGAAACCAUUAGACACUUAGGCUUAAGGUUUAAACCUGGGCUUAUCCGGAGGCUCAGACUAAAACAAAGGCUAAGAUUUAGGCAUUGAUUCAAGUUCACGCUUACGCUUUAAAUUAGGCUUAGACUAAAACUGUGCCUAAUCCUAAGACUAAGAUUCAGUCUAUGACUUACGUUUAGAUUUAGGCUCAGGAUUACUCUUAGGUUAAAUUAAGGCUAACUCUAAGGCUAAGGUUAAAGCUAAGGCUAAAGCUAAGGCUAAAGCUAAGGCUAAAGCUAAGGCUAAAGCUAAGGCUAAAGCUAAGGCUAAAGCUAAGGCUAAAGCUAAGGCUAAAGCUAAGGCUAAAGCUAAGGCUAAAGCUAAGGCUAAAGCUAAGGCUAAAGCUAAGGCUAAAGCUAAGGCUAAAGCUAAGGCUAAAGCUAAGGCUAAAGCUAAGGCUAAAGCUAAGGCUAAAGCUAAGGCUAAAGCUAAGGCUAAAGCUAAGGCUAAAGCUAUAGGCUAA
Bursaphelenchus okinawaensis is the source of this 971-nucleotide messenger RNA. NCBI's taxonomy places the organism in Eukaryota, Metazoa, Nematoda, Chromadorea, Rhabditida, Aphelenchoididae. The record is from the annotation of a GenBank genome assembly.